AUGUUUGGCAACAGCAGCCUCCCCCCGGCCCUCGCUGCCCGGCUGCAGGGCGCCGUCGACGCCGGCCUGAUCGAGGCGAACGCGCUCGACCCCAAGGUCCUCCAGGACCUCGCCGCGCUGCCCGAGCCGCUCGCGGCCGUGGUCGUCGACAGAUUUCUCGCCAGCAACCUGGCCUCCGUGCGGAACCCGUCGGCGUUCCUCGUGGGCGUCAUCUCGCGCUGCCGCGGCGAGCAGUGCACAAAUCAAAGCGUCGCGACGCGUCUUCGCCAGUGCUGCAUCGUGGCCUCCGCGCCAUCGACGCGCCGCCAGCUCGAUGGCGUGGCGUUGUGGCCUACGGCCGCUCGUUCCGGCCGACGCAGCCGCGUUCUCGCCGAGAAGGGACGUCGUCGAGAAUUGUCGCGCGCGCCCGGCUCACCGGUCGAUUCGCGCAGGCGGCGAGCUCCCGGGCGCGGGCCCGGGGACCGCGCCCGCGCCCGCCGCCGCGUUCGCGGGCUUCUCCGAGGCCGCGCAGCUCAUGGGCAGCACAGCCGUGACGUCCACGGGCGUGCCCCAGAACGCGAACCCGCUGCUCGCGCCCUCGCGGACGAUCCACGUGGGCAACCUGAGCCCCGGCGCGUCGCCGGCCGUGCUGCGCCAGAUCUUCGAGUGCAUCGGGGGCGUGCGCGACGUGCGCGUGGCCGGCGACGGCCGCUACGGCUUCGUCGACUUCCUCGACGCGGCCGCGGCCGAGGCGGCGGUGGCGAUGAACGGGACGAUGGUCUGCGGCGCCGCGCUGCGCGUCGAGAAGGCCAUGCAGCCGCGGCUCUUCGCGCAGUCGAACCAGCCGACGCCGCUGCCGCCCGCGGGCGCGCGCGACCCCGCCGCGGCGCUGCUCGCGUUCCGCGCGACGCAGGCGUCGGCGCUGCGCGCCGGCGAGGCGGGCGGCCCCGCGCCCGGGGCCGGCCUCGCCGGCGUCACGUCGCCCGCCGUCCUGGCCGCGCUCGCGCGCGCGGGCGCCGGCGGGGGCGCGCCGGCGCCCCCCGCGGGGCCGGACCCGGCGCUCGCGUUCCUGAACCCGGCGCAGCAGCGCGCCGCGCGGGAGGCGCAGCACCGCGAGCGCCUCGCGGCGGCGCCGAGCAUCGGCGGCUGGGGCGUCGCCAAGCGCCGCGACGAGACGUCGUCGUCGUCGGACGAGUCCUCGGACUCCUCCGACGCGUCCCGCGGCCGCAAGCGCCGCCGCCGCCGCCGCGACCGUGGGCGCGCCCGCCGCCGCUCGCGCUCGCGCUCGCGCUCGCGCUCGCGCCGCGAGCGCCGGCGGGGCCGAUAG
This is a messenger RNA of Pelagomonas calceolata, 1306 nucleotides long. NCBI's taxonomy places the organism in Eukaryota, Pelagophyceae, Pelagomonadales, Pelagomonadaceae. The record is from the annotation of a GenBank genome assembly.